This is a messenger RNA of Durio zibethinus, 4741 nucleotides long. RefSeq lists its product as uncharacterized. The record is from RefSeq and is a predicted model, not a curated record. NCBI's taxonomy places the organism in Eukaryota, Viridiplantae, Streptophyta, Magnoliopsida, Malvales, Malvaceae. Gene Ontology annotation, molecular function: structural constituent of cell wall. Gene Ontology annotation, biological process: plant-type cell wall organization.
CAGUUUUAGCCAUUUUUGUCAACUGAAAAUUGCUUAUGUUUUGGACAUCAAAUGUUGAAAAUUAGAACUGGAAAGGGAAUAUUGGAAGCUGUCAUGUGAAUGCAGGUAGCAGAACCAGCAAAUUCAUGGUAAAAAUAUAGCAGAAGCAGCAGCCUAUUAUACACCUUUUGUUUUCUUCUUUUUUUUUUUUUUCUAAAGUUGUUGGAAAGAGUUAUGAAUUAUUCUAUGUCUCUUACUGUUCCUGAAAAGAUGCUGGAAAUGGGAAAUUUCUAAAUCAUGAAGAUCUAAAAAAACUUUUGAUUAAAAUUUUUUUUGAUUAUAGACAGCUAGAGAAAACCCCAAUUUGCUAAAUUAAUUUAAUCAAAAUCAAUUUGAGUUGGUCCCUUCUGACAGCUCUCCAUCAACGACUGUUUCUAUUAUAUAUACUCUCCAUUUCGUGCAGGCUUUAACUCAGCUGACACCAUUGAAGCCAAAAACAAACCACUUUCCCCUUCUCUUCCAAACAGGGAAACUCUGAGAAAAUCUAACUACAUUGGCUAAGGGUGGUGUUCGUCAGUGAUAAUCCAUGAUGGUACGGCGGGGCGACCCGGCGGGGGGUCGGUUUUGGCCCCAAAUGUUAGUGGCUUUGGCCAUUGUUGUUGUUGCAAGCAAUGUAGGUUCUGUGUCUGCUGAUGCUUAUCCAUACUCAUCACCUCCACCACCUUAUGAGUAUACGUCACCUCCACCACCAUCUCCUUCUCCACCACCACCUUAUGAGUAUAAAUCUCCACCACCACCACCACCUUAUGAGUACAAGUCUCCACCACCACCACCAAAACAUGAAGAGAAGCCCCCGUAUUACUACAAAUCUCCACCACCUCCAUCUCCAUCACCACCUCCUCCAUACUACUAUAAGUCUCCUCCACCUCCAUCUCCAUCCCCACCUCCUCCAUACUAUUACAAGUCUCCACCACCACCACCAAAGCAUGAAGAAAAGCCUCCAUAUUACUACAAGUCUCCUCCACCUCCAUCCCCAUCACCACCUCCUCCAUACUAUUACGAGUCUCCACCACCACCACCAAAACAUGAAGAAAAGCCCCCGUAUUACUACAACUCUCCUCCACCUCCAUCCCCAUCACCACCUCCUCCAUACUACUACAAGUCUCCACCACCACCACCAAAACAUGAAGAAAAGCCUCCAUAUUACUACAAGUCUCCUCCACCUCCAUCCCCAUCACCACCUCCUCCAUACUACUACAAGUCCCCACCACCUCCAUCUCCAUCCCCACCUCCUCCAUAUUACUACAAGUCUCCACCACCACCAAAGCACGAGGAGAAGCCUCCUUACUACUACAAGUCUCCUCCACCUCCAUCUCCAUCACCACCUCCUCCAUACUACUAUAAGUCUCCACCACCACCACCAAAACACCCAUACUACUACAAGUCUCCACCUCCACCACCAAAACACCCCUACUACUACAAGUCUCCACCUCCACCACCAAAACACCCCUACUACUACAAGUCUCCACCACCUCCUCCACAUUACGUCUCACCACCAUACUACUACAAAUCUCCACCACCACCAGCUAAGUCGCCUCCUUAUUAUUACACUUCUCCCCCACCACCAACUCCUUACUACCCUCACCCUCACCCUCACCCUUACCCUCACCCCCACCCCCAUCCACUCAUAGUCAAGGUGGUUGGUAAAGUUUACUGCUACAGGUGCUAUGACUGGAGUUAUCCAGUGAAGUCACACGACAAGAAACAUCUUAAAGGUGCCGUUGUGGAAGUGACUUGCAAGGUUGGAGAAAAAGAGAUCAUUGCCUAUGGAACAACCAAAAUCAAUGGCAAAUUCAGCAUUGCAGUUGAAGGAUUUGACUAUGCCAAAUAUGGAGUCGAGGCAUGCAAGGCCAAGCUCCACGCCCCACCCAAGGGCUCACCGUGCAACAUUGCCACCAGCCUUCAUUGGGGCGACAAGGGUGCCAAGCUCAAGGUGAAGUCAAAGGACAAGUACGAGGUUGUGCUUGAGGCUAAGCCAUUUGCUUAUGCUCCAAAGACUCCUUACAAGGAAUGUGAAAAGCCAAAGCCUAAGCCUCCAGCUCCUUACUAUUAUACUUCUCCACCACCACCAUCUCACCCGCACAAGCCACCCCCGUACUAUUACAAGUCACCACCUCCACCAUCACCUACCUACGUAUACAAAUCACCACCACCUCCAACUCACCCAUACAAGCCACCACCAUACUACUACAAGUCACCACCCCCACCAGCUCCCACUUACAUCUACAAAUCACCUCCACCUCCAACUCAUCAACCGUACAAGCCACCACCAUACUACUACAAGUCACCACCCCCACCAGCUCCCACUUACAUCUACAAAUCACCUCCACCUCCAACUCAACCGUACAAGCCACCACCGUACUACUAUAAUUCACCACCUCCACCAUCACCAACCUACGUAUACAAAUCACCACCACCUCCAACUCACCCUUAUAAGCCACCACCGUACUACUACAAGUCACCACCCCCACCAGCUCCCACUUACAUCUACAAAUCACCUCCACCUCCAACUCACCCUUAUAAGCCACCACCGUACUACUACAAGUCACCACCCCCACCUCCUCCAAAAUACUACUACAAGUCCCCACCACCCCCUCCAACUCUCCCUUACAAGCCACCACCGUACUACUAUAAAUCACCACCCCCACCAACUCCCACUUACGCCUACAAAUCACCACCACCUCCGGCUCAUCCCUACAAGCCACCACCAUACUAUUAUAAGUCACCACCUCCACCAUCACCUACUUACAUUUACAAGUCACCUCCACCUCCACCAUACUAUUAUAAAUCACCACCCCCACCACCUCCAAAAUACUACUACAAGUCCCCACCUCCUCCAAAAUACUACUACAAGUCCCCACCACCCCCUCCAACUCUCCCUUACAAGCCACCACCGUACUACUAUAAAUCACCACCCCCACCACCUCCAAAAUACUACUACAAGUCCCCACCACCUCCUCCAACUCUCCCUUACAAGCCACCACCGUACUACUAUAAAUCACCACCCCCACCAACUCCCACUUACGCCUACAAAUCACCACCACCUCCACCAUCACCUACUUACAUUUACAAGUCACCUCCACCUCCACCAUACUAUUAUAAAUCACCACCCCCACCACCUCCCACUUACAUCUACAAGUCACCACCUCCUCCAAAAUACUACUACAAGUCCCCACCACCACCAACCCCCACUUAUGUUUACAAGUCUCCACCGCCUCCACCAUACUACUACAAAUCUCCACCACCACCACCGGUCCAUUCUCCACCCCCACCAUACUAUUACAAGUCACCACCACCACCUUCUCCUUCACCACCCCCACCAUACUACUACAAGUCCCCACCACCACCAGAACACGAAGAGAAACCCCCAUACUACUACAAAUCUCCACCACCACCAUCGCCAUCUCCUCCUCCACCCUAUUACUACAAAUCACCUCCACCUCCUUCUCCCUCUCCUCCACCCCCAUAUUAUUACAAGUCUCCUCCACCACCAGUCCAUUCCCCUCCACCACCAUACUACUACAAUUCACCACCACCUCCAGUAAAAGCUCCAGCACCAACCUACCACUACAACUCCCCUCCUCCACCAUCACCAUCUCCUCCUCCUCCCUACUAUUACAAAUUCCCACCACCUCCAUCUCCCUCUCCACCUCCGCCAUACUACUACAAAUCUCCACCACCACCAAAACACGAAGAGAAGCCCCCAUACUAUUACAAGUCCCCUCCUCCCCCAUCGCCAUCUCCUCCUCCGCCAUACUAUUACAAGUCCCCGCCACCACCAGUCCACUCUCCACCCCCAUACUAUUACAAGUCUCCACCACCGCCAUACUACUACAACUCUCCACCACCACCUGUCCAUUCCCCUCCACCUCCAUACUACUACAAAUCACCACCACCUCCUUCACCAUCUCCCCCACCACCAUACUAUUACGAAUCACCACCACCUCCAGUAAAGGCUCCAGCUCCAACCUACCACUACAACUCCCCUCCUCCACCAUCACCAUCUCCUCCUCCCUACUACUACAAGUCUCCACCACCACCAAAACACGAAGAGAAGCCCCCGUACUAUUACAAGUCCCCACCCCCACCUUCCCCAUCACCACCACCUCCUUACUACUACAAAUCCCCACCUCCUCCAUCCCCCUCACCCCCUCCCCCAUAUUACUACUACUCACCUCCGCCACCAGUGAAGUCACCCCCACCUCCGGUCUACAUUUACGCUUCUCCUCCACCACCAACUCACUACUAGGUCCGGAAAGAUCAACCACAAAAUUACAACGUACAUGUUCUAGUUUCACCAGAAGAAUAAAGGAAGGCACCAAGAAGGGGAGAUUUGGACAUCAACAUAUUUCCUUUUCAAGUCCAUUGAAUAAGGGUCUGAACAUCGCAUUUGAAAGCUACAAUUUUGGUAAUCCAGGCCAGAUCACUUCCACUUCUUUGGCGGCCAUGUUACACAUGCUCUUAAUAUGUUGUAGUGUCAUCGAUCGAAAGAAAGCGAGAGUGAUUUUCCCAAGUGUCGAUUGUAGUCUGUUUUUCAUUGUUCAAUACCAUUUUUAAAUUAUUGGUUUCACCUAAUUUAUUUGUGUAUAAAACUGUGGCCUUUGUAUGAUUAUCUAUUUAUUGUGGGCAUGCGUUUGGGAUUUCGUGGAUCUUUGUUGUACCAUGUGCGCUGAGAUUGUUAGCAAUAAAAUAUAUUUCUGUC